This is a messenger RNA of Pecten maximus, 6857 nucleotides long. Its product is annotated as probable ubiquitin carboxyl-terminal hydrolase MINDY-4. NCBI's taxonomy places the organism in Eukaryota, Metazoa, Mollusca, Bivalvia, Pectinida, Pectinidae. The record is from RefSeq and is a predicted model, not a curated record. Gene Ontology annotation, molecular function: K48-linked deubiquitinase activity; cysteine-type deubiquitinase activity. Gene Ontology annotation, biological process: protein K48-linked deubiquitination. The coding region runs from base 83 to 2245 and encodes 720 amino acids. The transcript has 17 exons.
AUAUGGCGGACGAUGAGUGUGAUCAUUAGACUUUCAGCAGCCGGGUCUAGAUUUAAUGGACUGUUAGUGAUAUAGCCUCACAAUGAAUAACUUACGCGUCGAGGCUAUAGCUUCCUCGAUUGUUCGAGAAUAUCUCAGUCGAAAGGGUUUGAAAGGAACCCUUCAGUCUAUGGACGAGGAAAUGCCAAGGUCUGAUGCAUGUAUCAGUAACCGCCAGGCUUUGAUGAAGGAGUUACGAAUUGAAAAACUAAUGAAGAAGAAUAAGGAGAUGUUGGACCCUCUGCGAUCUAUGAUAGAAGUGGUAACUAAAUUCUUACUGGAGAGAUCUGAGGGAAACCUUGACCGACCAAUUAGCUCUAAGGCUCAUGGUCAUCAGGACCAUAGUCCGGAAGCACAAAACUCCCCAGGAACAGACAAACUGAACUUCAAGUUUUCCAGUGAGGCAAUGGCUGCUGCUUCAUCGAAGAGAAAGACAAUAGGAUCUGCUGCCAGUAGUGCAGCCCCGACUAAGACAGAGACUGGUGACCUUGUGAUAGAUGACAACCUGGAGAGUGAGACCGUUUUAGGAGAAGGAAAGUCUGGUGUCCUAGCCCAGGGUAGUUCUGAAGUCACUCCCUCCACACAAAAAACUCGUCCUCGCUCUUCUAAUAAACAUCGAGGUCUGUCCGGGCCUGUUACUAGUAAUCUGGAUGACAGACGGAGGACCCAGCGUUCGCGUCCUAUGUCAGGUGUAUCCAGGAAAGGAAGUAUUCCAUCCUCAUCUUCCACUGACAAGGAAUCGUCUUCAGUGAUAUCAAAUAACAAGGAACCUUUGUUAGUGACACCAAAAACUGACCUGGAAAGUAUAGAUACACUGAUCUCUAAGCCGAUAGAGCACCGUAAAUCUAUACAAAAUGUCUUAAAUGUUGAUACUCCUGUGAAAUCUGGGAAGAUGAGCCGUCGUCAGAACUCUUUUGAGAAGGAGGAGACUCACUAUAGUGUUGAUAAAUCAAGUAUCAGUAAAAAUUCGUCCUCACGGGAUUCACAGCCACAGAGUAGGCCUUCCUCUUUUAAAUCUACCUCAACCAAAGUUGGUGAUGUGGAGAUUGGAGAUGUGGAUGACCUUGACAAUGAAGUUUCAAACCUUGACCUUGGGCCGAGACUUCCUGUAGGACGACCAAUUCAAAACCUUGUGGCUGCUCGGCCUAUAACUCUACAGACAGCUGUUAAUCUGAAGACGAUCAUAUUUGGCCAUGCCAACCAGAACUUUAAUGAUGAGUGGCGGUACCAGAGCUUUACUUUCUGUGAUCUUCCUAGUCUCAAAUUCGGCAUUGUACAGAAAAAGGGUGGACCAUGUGGUGUAUUGGCAGCUGUUCAGGCCUGUGUCCUACGGGAGAUGCUGUUUGGUGACACUCCGGUACCAUUCAGUAGAUUCAGUGACCCCAGUAUAGACGAGCGUAGUGGCUGCCUGGCGACAGCUCUGGCACGAAUCUUCUGGAGGGCCGGUGAGAAUAAGACAGCAGUUGUAGUCCUUCCUUCAGGAAAACCUCAGUUCCAGACAGGGAAAGGGAAAUUUAAACAAGACGAUUUAACAGAAACGUUGAUGAUCAACCACUUUAAAACUCAUGCAGAACUGAAGAGUUUUGUCACCCAGAAUUUGAGUCAGUUUGAGCUGGAUGGUACAAGUGGAGUGAUUCUGGCUCUGUACUCAUGUAUCAUGUCCAGAUUUAUGGAUUUAGUAAGAAGUGAUAUGGAUGAACCAUCAGGUAAACUGAUGGGAGCCCAUGGAUACUGUACCCAGGACAUGGUGAAUCUGAUAAUGACUGGCAGGGCAGUGUCUAAUGUGUUCAAUGAUGUUGUUGAGCUGGAAUCUGGUGACGGCUCCCCUGGCACCAUCCUGAAGGGCCCCAACACCCGCUCCGACACAGGCCUGUUAUCUCUCUUUGAGCAUUAUGGAUCCUGCCAGGUGGGGACGUACCUGAAGACACCACGUUUCCCUAUCUGGGUGAUUUGCAGUGAGAGCCAUUUCAGUGUCCUAUUCUCUUUGAAUAAAGAGUUGGUCAGUAACUGGAAGGCAGAGCGAAGGUUUGACCUAUUCUACUACGACGGCCUGGCCAGACAGCAGGAACUUAUCAAGCUGACCAUUGACACGACAAUGAAAUACGAAAAAGGAGAAGAGGACUUAGUGCCCCCAAUGGAACACUGCAUUAGAACCAAGUGGAAAGGUUGUGUUGUUGACUGGAAUGGAACAGAACCAUUGUUAUGACAAGGGAAAACUCAUCAUAUACAACUGGAAUACCAAAGAAUAUUUCUCAUAUUUGUUGAUCUUACAGUGGAAUUGUUAAACACAGUCAUGAUCAGAGUACCAAUGUAUGAUGUUAAGAUAAACCAGGAUAGAAGUACCUGUACAGUGAUGGCAUUUACAAAUGGCUGCUGACAAGGAUACUGUAACAGGUUUUUUAUAAUAUGGAGGAUAAAGCUUACAGUUAUAUAGAACACCGGUGACUCAUCAGGGUCUAGGAUCAUCAGAACAAAUAGCUUUAAUAUUAACUAUAAAGCCAUGGAUAUGAAAUGCUGUUUGUAAAAUGAAGCAGAAAUUAGCAAUACAGAACCCUGUGAUACAUAACAAACAAUACAAAACCCUGUGUUACAAAACAAGCAAUACAGGGUCCUGUGUCAUACAAAACCAAGUCUGUGAUACAGAAUCCUGUGUGUCAUUCAAAAUAUAAUCAAACCUCCACAAUAAAGAACCCUGUGUGUUAUACAAAAUCGACCCUCAACGAUGCAGAACCCGGUGUCAUUCAAAAUCAACCAUGUGUAACCAAACAGACUUAACAGGACUCCUUGUAUCAUAUUCAAUUAUGGAAUACAUGUACCCUGCUGAGUUUAAUACUGGAAACCAAGUCAGUAAUACUGGAACCUGUUUGUCAUACAAAACAAAGUCAGUGAUACUGGAAUCUGAAUGUCAUACAAAACCAGGUCAAUUAAUAGGACCCUGUGUAUCAUACCAAACCAAGUUAAAAAUGCAGAACCCUGUGUGUCAUACAAAACAAACAAUACAGGACCCUCUGUUAUUUAAAACCAAGUCAGUGAUUCUGGAUCCUGUGUCAAAUAAAACUAACAGUCGGUGGUACAAAAAUUGUAGAAGACCCUGUGUAUCAUACCAAACCAAGUCAACAAUACAGGCCCCUGUGUUAUAUAUAUUAGUCAACAAUACAGGACCCUGUGUUAUAUAUAUUAGUAAAACAAUACAGGACCCUGUGUUAUAUAUAUACAUCAGUCAACAAUAAAGGCCCCUGUGUUAGAUAUACACAUUAGUCAACAAUACAGGCCCCUGUGUUUCAUACAUAUACAUCAGUCAACCAUACAGGACCCUGUGUCAUACAAGCCAACAGUUAAUGAUAUAGGACCCUGUGUAUCAUGCAUAUAUAUCAGUUAACAAUACAGGGCCCUGUGUGGCAAAUAACACUACCGGGAUAAGUCUAUGAUCAAAACCCUGUGUGAUAUACAAAACCAAUAGUCAAUGAAAAAGAAUUAUAAUCAUACAAAACAUAACAAUACUUAAGUAAUGCCAUACACCAGUCAUAUAACAUGAUGUAUGUGUAUGAUUUAUAACAAUGAAGUAUGUACAUACAAUUCAACAGAAAAUAGUGUCUUUGUGUAUGUAUUGGUACAAAAUUUAACUUGUAAGAUCUAGAUCUAUACCCGGUAUAUAAUUAUGAGAAGCAAUACUAAGUGUGAUUAUUCAAUAGAAGGUUAAAAAUAUAGAAUGUAAUAAAUGUACAUUUAUUAUUAUACAGCAAUACAACAACCUGCUGAACUAGAUAUAAAGCAAUUAAUCGUUGGUGCUUCAGUUGAGUACUGAAGAAUUAUAAGACUCUAUGAGCAAUAACUUGUUAACACAGGGGUUUGAAGCGUUCCUUUUACCCAGAAUGAAAUUUUUAUCCCAGGGUCUGACCCCAACACAGAUCUGUGGUUUAGCUGCUGUGGUUAAUAUUUCACUCUGGGUCAUAGGAAUGUGUCAAGUCCCUAUGGUUAUCAAAAGUUUGAUUUUCUUACUGUGAAAUCAAGUACAUUGUACAUUUGAUCAAUGAUACUGACCCUUGUGCCAAUAUACCAGUAUCAUCUUGCUGCAGAGGGUUGACCGAUACUUGGGGUAAAAUGUUAUCAUCAUUUGAUAUUGGAUUGAUUAAUUAUACCUGUCCAUAAUGAUAUUCAGGGGGAAACUUUACUUGGAUUUACUGUCAAAUAUUUUUACAAUAAAUGAGAGUGCAUUGGUUACAAAUAGAAUUUAACCCUGUUGUUUUAGGAGUUUUAUAAUCUUUAUUGAUAUUGGAUUUGAUUCAGUUGUUAUUUUCCCUUACUCUUUAUUGAAAUGUAGUACAGUCAUAUUCUAAUUAUAUAAGAUUUCACCAUAACUUGCUAACACUAGUAAAUGAAAUAUGAUAUGCAUCCAGAGCAUGCAAAAGAACAUGAUAUUUAGAAAUGUUUAUUUCAAAAGUUGGCUGGACAUAUAUAAAAGUUAACCCCAGGGAUAGGAGAUCAAAGUUUACUAUGGUAAUGGGUCCUCUAGUAGUCCAUGUAGAUUGUCCAGGUGAAAUAUUAUUAUUGUAUGCUUUUUCACUGAUACUGAUCGAUGUGUUCAUCCAUGUAAAUAGUAAUAAGUAAUGUAAUUUGUGAUGUGAGAAUCUGAAAGAAUUAUAAUGAAAAUAUAAUGAUUUCCAUCUUUUACAUUAACUUUUAAAUUAGAGAGCUGUAUUUAUUUUAUUUAAAAUUUAUUAAUUAUUGCUUAUAAGAUCUAAGUGUUGCCAAUUAAUGUUUGCUCUAUAUGCUACAUCUAUAUAUGCUACAUGUUUUGUAGGGCCGAAGUGUUGCCAAUGUAUUUACAUGCUGUAUUUUGACUCCCUGUUUUUUCAGUUGACCUUGAAGGUCAUGUGAUGUAUGCAAAAAAGUAUGGGUGCCAAAUAUGUAAACACACUAUUAUAAUGCUCUUCAAACCAGAGUGCCGUCCAAUCUCACUCAGAGUAGAAUAUAUCAUUCUCCUCAGACAGAGCUGAUGUAGUUAUUACAGACUCUUUGUGGUGUGUGUGUUAGAACUCGUUUGUGUUCUUGUUGAUGAAUUUUUAGAAGUUGUUGUUGUAUAGUUAUCAUCAAUUAUGUGAAUGAUGUGUGAUGUCACCAAAUGUUGUGUAGUAGAAAUGUGCAUGUAUUGAAUGUAUUAUGUCACGAAAAGUGUGAAGUUUAAGAUGUAAUUAAAGUUAUCUUGGAUAUAUGUGUUUGUGAUCAAAUAAGUUACUAUUUGAAUGUGAAAUAAAAAUGAUGUUGUUUGAAAUAUGUGACUGACUUGACUGUGAAGCUACACUUGGUCAAAACAUGUACUUGACUUAUCCCCUUUUCGUACAGCUAGGCUAUAUAUAUGUACAUGUAUGUAGUGUACUGUUGACUUUGCAUGUGUUUAUAUCAAAAUCAGAAUAUCUUCCUUUUGUCUUUGCUUUGUACAAGAUGUAAUUAAUAUUUAAUUAGAUAUUGCUAAAUUAUGUCACAAAAUGUUGCUGAAAAGGUGAUAUUGUUUAGAUAGUUAUAUUAUUUCAAAUCUUCAAAUAAAAUAUUAUACCCAAAGAAAAACUUUAUUCAAAACCUGUACAGUAAUAUCUGUGGAGAUUUGUAUGUGAUAAAAUAAUAUGGAACAUAUGCUGGUUUCAUAGGUUGGGGUUGUGAUGAUGACUUCUACAAGCUUUAUGAUGUAGAGUCAUCUUCAAGUGCCCAGUCAAUGUAAAUGUGAAAUUUAUUUAUUUCACAACAAUUGCGAAACAAGCUAUACUAACCGAUAUUAUAAUCGCUGUAGUUGGCCCGAUUGAAGUAACCGAAGGGUCUUACUGUGAGGAAACAGGAGUAGCCAGGGAAACCCACAUGGUUCGGCAGGUGACCCGCCCAUUUUUUCACAUCUGAUUGGUAAUCAAACUCCUGGCACCUACUAAAGUGAAAAUUAAUUAGACAUUUGAGUGUUUUACCAAUGUGCCACCUAUUAUUAUACUUAUAUAUAACAUACAAUCUCAGGAGGAUAAUAUUCUCAUGUCUGGUUAGUGUCUUAUGUUAAAUUCUGAAUAUCAGGUAUUAGUAAGAGAGACUCAAAGUUAUUAAUACCAUUGUGAAAUAAUUGUACAAAUUGUACAUCUUAAAAGUUAUAUAGUAUACUAGUAGUCAUAUUGUAACACAGGAUGUAUAUUUUCCAGGGGGGUAUGUGCUGUCUUGUCGUCUGGACUCCCAACAUCUCGGAUAAAACACAAAUAAAAUUGUAAUACAUGUAUGUCAUUAGGGUGGAAAAAAUGUAAGUUCAUUUUGAGAUGUACAGUGUAUAUCUAAUGCACAAAUGAAAUAACGGUACACUUAAUUAUUUCGUAGAUUAACUGCAUGGACAUAUUGUCUAUAUAUUACACUGAAUUUUAUCUAAGCUUUGCCUAUUGUUUUGGUAAAUUAACUAGACAUUGACAUUCACUAGACUUUGUCUGCAUUAUACUGACAUUUGAUAUUAAUUAGUAGAAAUACUAAGACAUUAUUACAUUAGAAAGGCAAAAUAUACAAGAAAAUUCUCCAUAUUAUAUGUCUUAAUGUUCACAAAUUAAAGAGACAUUCUCUCUCUACAUGUAUAUUGACAAAUUGACUGAGAAAUAGCGCUAUAUUCUAUAUUUUAUUGACAAAUCUGUGCUAUAUAUUUUACAAAAUGUUCAUUUAAAGUCAUUUUAUUGUAUGUGAAGAGUUUACAAAACUAUCUCAUAGAUAAUAAAAUUGAAAGGAAAAAUUGUUGACUUUCCUUGUGGAACUGACAUAUCAGCACUUUUUUGCACUGUAAUAGUAUGAAUAAACAAUUAAAAUAUCAA